Cryphonectria parasitica EP155 is the source of this 1377-nucleotide messenger RNA. RefSeq lists its product as uncharacterized. NCBI's taxonomy places the organism in Eukaryota, Fungi, Ascomycota, Sordariomycetes, Diaporthales, Cryphonectriaceae. Gene Ontology annotation, molecular function: protein binding. The transcript has 3 exons. The record is from RefSeq and is a predicted model, not a curated record. Bases 291 to 947 code for a protein of 218 amino acids.
CUUCCUUUUCUCUUGGUGAAGCAAUUCUUUCUUUUUUCUUGUGUCGAUCGUCUGAAACUCUUGGGUUCAGUUAAGGUUUCUUCUGGUGUCAUCUAGCUGUCGGUUUUUUUGCGAACCAGACGAGUCGGUAGACAAGACGAACGAGAGCUCCAGAGCCCCUUUAAAGCACGAAGCCCAACGCCAAACCUUUCGCUCUCUCUCUCUCUCUCUCCCUCUCUCUGUGCCUGUCUCUCUGGAAGCCCAACAGUCUCGCCAUCCACUGCCCAGGCUCCCAAGUUGCUUCCCUCAUCAUGUCUCACGAAGAGGAGCACGAGGGCGCCUCUGUGGGGGAGAUCCUCAUCGAGGCCUGUCGGCGCGACAAUAUCGACCUGAUGAAGGAGACACUCGAGGGAAAGAGUGAGGCGGAGAUAGCGGACUUGCUGAACAACACGACCACCGUGAUGGGUAACCAUCUGUAUCAUGAGGCUGCUGCCAGGGGCAACUACGACAUCAUCGACUACCUCCUCGACCAAGAAAACUUCGAGUGCGACCCCGUCAACCGCGUAGAGGGCGACACCCCGCUCCACACCGCCAUCCGCUGGAUCAACAACGAGCCCGAGGCCCAGCGCGAGUUCGGCGACGCCCUCGUCGACAUGAUGCUCGAGGCCGGCUCCAACCCGCGCGUCAAGAACAAGGGCGGCCUGACCGCGUACCAGCUCGUCGACCCGCGCAACACAGGCCUCCGCGCCCUGAUACAGAAACAUGAGUACGCCAUCCUCAACAGGGGGGAUUUUGUGGAUCAUGCUGCCGACAGUGGCGCUGCGAACGGUGAGGGUGCACCGCUUGGCAGGAAGGAUGCCAUCCUGGAUGUGGAGAGCGAUGAGGAUGCCGAGUUCAGCGGGAGUGAUGAUGAGGAGAGGGCUGAGUGGGAGCGGAGGCGGAAGGAGAGGGCUGCCAGGAAAGGCUAGACAGCGGUUCCAUACACAACGGCGGUGGGUUGUUGAGUGCUGUGAGGAUGGGGGGGGAGGGGGGGGAAGGGCGUACAUAUCCGUGAAAAGAAACAGGGAGACGGGGGAGAAACGGGGGCUGAGUGCAUCUAGAGAGCGCAUGUGUUGGUCAAGAAGGCGCAGCAGGACAUUUUGAUUAGAAGGUCCUCCCGAUUUUUAUUAUUAUUUUGAGAUCGGAGGGGGGAGAUCACCGCUUAGAAAAAGCAUUCAUGCGGAUCAUUUGCAUAGUUUUUCUUGAGAUUACCUUUCCUGUCAAACUUGUGUAUGUCGUGGCGUGCUGUUGUAGGGAAGUGCGCUUCUCCUGGCAUUGGAAAUUAGUCGAGUUCUAGCUCUGUUCAAGGCGAACAACCUGUGUGCUGCGCCGUACAAUUAUGUAAAAUCUUUCUGAUAU